Salvelinus fontinalis (brook trout) is the source of this 3626-nucleotide messenger RNA. RefSeq names its product RNA binding motif protein 39a (gene rbm39a). The transcript is spliced from 17 exons. Lineage: Eukaryota; Metazoa; Chordata; Actinopteri; Salmoniformes; Salmonidae. Bases 587 to 2194 code for a protein of 535 amino acids. Gene Ontology annotation, molecular function: RNA binding. Gene Ontology annotation, biological process: mRNA processing. Gene Ontology annotation, cellular component: nucleus. The record is from RefSeq and is a predicted model, not a curated record.
UUUGACCUCUAGGGUUUAUGGGUAUUAUGACUCAUACUGUGGUACUCUAUUGAGUGUUAACAUAGCAAUUAAUGGUUUUGUCCUUCAUAUACAGUAUAUUGAUACAUACUGUACCAUAGAUCUGGCAGACGACUGCAAUGAAUUUUGUCUGGAACGCGACCAUAGAUUAUUUAUAGCAUGCGUCAUUAGAUGAGCACGGGGAAAAAGAAGCAACAACAGUGUUUCGCACUCAUACAUAUUUCUCAGCACAUCAAGGUUGUUUAUAUUGUUGUCUGUUUUCACAGUGUAUACUGGUUUGGGAUUUAAAACAUGUACCUUUGAAGUUACAUGUAGCCAUUGUUAGUUUGUAUUAGCAACGUGGAAGAAAAGAUAUUCGUAGCUUCAAAACGUGAGGCCUGCUAGCUACUGUUUGCUUGUUGCAACAAGAACACGUUUCAAGAAACCCUCACGAGUUGGUCUUGUUUGAGCAGAAACGUUUUCAACAAAUUUCAGUGCUCAAUCAUCAUGGCUGAUGACUUUGACAUAGAAGCAAUGCUUGAGGCUCCAUAUCGAAAGACUUGCCUAACGAUAUCUCACCUCUACUUCCAUGAAUUCCAGUGUGAUCUGUCAAAAAAUGAAGGAUGAGAUCAAGCACAGUAGUCCAAAUGGACACAAGGAACGCAGCAAGAAGAAAAAAAAGAGCAGGAGCCGAAGCAGGGACAGGAAGAGAAGCAAAAGCCGGGAUCGCAAGAAGAGCCAUGACCACAAGCGGAGCCGCAGCCACGAGCGAAAGCGGAGCCGCAGCAGGGAGAGGCGCCGGAGCCGCUCUCGGAGCAGAGAGCGCAGCGGCCGCUACAGGGACCACAAGACCACCUUCUCUGGGCUGAAAUUUAACGGUGGUUCCAGAGGGAAGAUUGGUCCCCCGCCUGUCAUCAAGCUAAGCCGAAGACGUUCCAGAAGCCAAAGCCCUUUCAAGAAAGAGAAGAGUCCUUUGAGGCAAGUGUUCCUUGGGGAGAUGACGCAAAAGAGUUCUAUCAGGCAGCCAAUAGACAACCUGACUCCAGAGGAAAGGGACGCUCGCACAGUGUUCUGCAUGCAGCUGGCAGCUAGAAUCCGACCACGAGACCUGGAGGAGUUCUUCUCUGCAGUGGGAAAGGUGAGAGAUGUGCGCAUGAUCUCUGACAGAAAUUCGAGGAGGUCGAAGGGGAUUGCUUACAUCGAGUUUGUGGAGGCCAACUCGGUGCCUCUGGCUAUAGGAUUGUCUGGCCAGCGACUUCUGGGGGUGCCAAUAAUUGUUCAGGCCUCACAGGUAAUGGCUGAGAAAAACAGGGCUGCUGCCAUGGCCAACAACCUGCAGAAGGGCAACGCUGGCCCGAUGAGACUCUACGUCGGAUCCUUACACUUUAACAUCACAGAGGAGAUGCUACGAGGAAUAUUUGAGCCUUUUGGAAAGAUUGAGAGUAUUCAGCUCAUGAUGGAUAGUGAGACGGGGAGAUCCAAAGGAUAUGGCUUCAUCACUUUCUCAGACACAGAGUGUGCCAAGAAGGCUUUGGAUCAGUUGAACGGCUUUGAGCUGGCUGGCCGGCCAAUGAAGGUGGGCAAUGUGACUGAGCGCACAGACGCCUCCACCGCCAGCUCCUUCCUGGACAGCGACGAGCUGGAGAGGACAGGCAUCGACCUGGGCACCACUGGGCGCCUGCAGCUCAUGGCCAGACUGGCUGAAGGCACGGGACUGCAGAUUCCCCCAGCAGCACAGCAAGCCCUGCAGAUGAGUGGGGCCAUUGCUAUUGGUGCCAUGGCCGCUGUAUCAGCUGCCAUGAAUCCUGCUAUGAACAUGAAUAUGAACAUGAAUACAGCGAUGAAACUACCCUCACAGCCACUUGCUACACACUGUUUCCAGCUGUCUAACAUGUUCAACCCUCAGUCUGAAGAUAACCCAGGCUGGGAUGUUGACAUUCAGCAUGAUGUCAUUGAGGAAUGCAACAAACAUGGAGGAGUUGUGCACAUAUACCUUGACAAGAAUUCCACUGAAGGCAACGUGUAUGUGAAAUGUCCAUCCCUUCCUGCUGCCAUGGCUGCAGUAAACGCAUUACAUGGUCGAUAUUUUGCAGGUAAAAUGAUCACAGCGGCAUACGUCCCUCUCCCAACAUAUCACAAACUUUUCCCUGACUCUGUGAAGGCUAUCCAGCUCCUGAUCCCUCCUGCUCUCCGAUGAUCUCCCACAGCAAGACACGAAAAACCCAGAUUGGUGGGACACUGUAUAAUAGAUUUCUUUUCCCCCUUCAAUUUUCUCUCUUUAAAAGUUAGACUUUUUACAGUCUGUGGUUGUUUUUUCAUUCCUGCAAGUUAUGGCAGUAUGUCUUUCUUUUAUGUUAGUAGAUGAAGUAAAAUCAUUUUUUCCCCCCGCAACAUGUUUUGUUGGCUUUCCAUACGUUGGCUUUCCAUACGCAAAAAUAAUCAAAGCUUUACUUGCAUAGUCACAUCCAAACAUGUGUUGGGCAUUGAGGGUGGAGUUUCAGCCAGUCUAAUAAAGGGAUUGUAGUCCCAGAAGAGUUUUAUUGGUUGAGCUGGACAAUUUACCAUUUUAUAUUUUGUAAAGCUUAUUCUUGUUCAUACAUUCUUGUGCUUGAAAGCUUUGACGGGCAUGUUUUCCCUGAUGAAGUAUACAACUUACAGUUGAAAUCGGGAGUUUACAUACACUUAGGUUGGAGUCAUUAAAACUCGUUUUUCAACCACUCCACAAAUUUCUUGUUAACAAAAAAAAAUGAUAGACCUUCACAAGUCUGGUUUAUCUUUGGGAGCAAUUUCCAACAAAAUAGAUGGAAUCAUGAGGGAGGAAAAUUGCGGAUAUAUUGAAGCAACAUCUCAAGACAUCCGUCAGGAAGUUAAAGCUUGGUCGGAAAUGGGUCUUCCAAAUGGACAUUGACCCCCAAGCAUACUUCCAAAGUUGUGGCAAAAUGGCUUAAGGUCAACAAUGUAUUGGAGUGGUCAUCACAAAGCCCUGAACUCCAUCCUAUAGAAAAUUUGUGGGCAGAACUGAAAAAGCGUGUGUGAGUAAGGAGGACUGCAAACCUGACUCAGUUACACCAUUUCUGUCGGGAGUAAUGGGCCAAAAUUCACCCAACUUAUUGUGGGAAGCUUGUGGAAGCCUACCUGAAACAUUUGAUCCAAGUUAAACAAUUUAAAGGCAAUGCUACCAAAUACUAAUUGAGUGUAUAUAAACUUCUAACCCACUGGGAAUGUGAUGAAAGAAAUAAAGCUGAAAUAAAUCAUUCUCUACUAUUAUUCUGACAUUUGUGGUGAUCCUAACUGACCUAAGACGGGGACUUUUUACGAGGAUUAAAUGUCAGGAAUUGUAUAAACUGAGUUUAAAUGUAUUUGGCCAAGGUGUAUGUAAACUUCCAACUUCAACUGUAGAUACCCAGACAUAAGAAAAGAGGAUAAUGAAUCUUUUUGGAGAGCAAAAAUAAAAUUCAAACAUUGCAGUUUCGUUUAUACAUCAGAAUAUUAUUCAAUGUUUUAAGCUCCAUGAGCUCUGGAAACGUAAUGACUGAUUUCAUUUGUGGUCGUUUAGAGACUAUUUGGUUUUUCAGUAUGUUUUCUAAUCAAGAUUAGAUUUUAUUAAAAUGUAUUUUAGUUACACUCAA